Orbicella faveolata is the source of this 2207-nucleotide messenger RNA. RefSeq lists its product as uncharacterized. Lineage: Eukaryota; Metazoa; Cnidaria; Anthozoa; Scleractinia; Merulinidae. The record is from RefSeq and is a predicted model, not a curated record.
CACAAAAGACAUAAAUUAGCAAAUUAAAGAGAACUGAAAGGAGUUUAAGACAAUGUUCAAAUGUUUUAAAGAACUCGGGCGUUGAAAUAACCAGAACAAACAAUAAUAGUCCACCAAACUAUUUCACCGAAAAGCAUAAAUAAUGAAGAUGGCUACAGAGCUCGUAAACACGUAUAAGUCAUCAAAUUUCACUGUAAAAACAGAAAUAACAUCUUAAAAAGACAUUUGGCAGAUAAGAAACGGGCACGAAGAGUUUAGCACCCAACUAACAGGUUAGUAACACAAAACACCAAAGCUAGUUGUUGUGAAGGUCGUGGUCUUCUUCAAUGGUUGAUUGACUUCACGGCUAAGUGUUGUGGUCGCGUUUUCGUAAAAACGUGUUAUGCUACAGCAGUGGGAAGUAUGGCUUUUUAUCAUCCGGGUUGUUGCGUUUCAACUGAGAGCCAGAGCCUCGAUGUACGAUGAAUUUAAGGUGAACUGGUGUCGGCAGCGAAAGUGGCGACUGGAUUGGCAAAGUCUACAAAAACCAUGUCAGAAUCUUCAUUACAGAAGGAACAAUGGAAAACAAUAUCAAAGAUUGAAAACAUCCCCGGAAGACAGCGAAAUAUUUGAUGCUCAAAUUCGUCCUGCGGGGGAGUAUAGUCGGUUUUUUGUGCAGUCUCGCACACUUGGGGCCGAGCGGAAGACGUUUGGAGGGGACUCGUGGAGAGUGUACCUUGAAGGACCUUCGUAUCUUGCAGGCACCGUCUUCGAUCAUAAUAAUGGAGUGUAUGAAGUGUUGUUCCUGAUCAUGGAGCCUGGGGUGUACAAAAUCAACAUGAUUCUAGAUUAUACGCUGUGUGAUGGAGUGAUUGAUCCUCCAAUGGAUUGGUUCAAAAAUGCUCACUGUUCAGGAAAGUUAAAGAACGUACACCUUAGCAAUAGUCUCUUCUCAGAAAUGACCGGUUACAUCAACAAGCCUUUACUAUCUGCUACAAAGAGAACAAUCACAAUCCCAUGGAGACGUCUCAGUGAAAGUGAAAUUCAAAACAACAUGCGCGCAGCGGAUAACGAGUGUGAUAUUCAAUGUAACUUGAUGUGGGAUGGAUUCGGAAGAUGGGUGACUGGAUUCAAAUGGAAGCCUUACAUGGACUUUACAAGAGAAGAUUAUACAACCUUAGCAAAUCAACGCAAGCAACACGAUCACACAGUUGGUCGAGGUGUGUUCUGGGUAUACGGCGAUUCACUAAGUUAUUACUUUUACAUGUCAGUUAACAGUCCAAUGAGAAGGCUUUGUUCAUCGGUGUUUAAAGAAUGCAACAACACAUAUAACUGGAUAUACCCCAAGACACUCUACGAACUGACAGAAACAUGUGGUGAAGUCAACUUGCACGUCCCAAGAGUUUUAAAUUUUUUCCGUCAAGUGAUUGAGAGGAAAGAUAUGGACAGGGACAGCGCACUGCUGUUAAACGCUGGAGCUCACUAUAUUAAGACGACCAGUUUUCAGAGCUACCAACAAGUCAUUGUUGCAUUGAUAUCCGAGAUCAAGAAACUGUACCAUGGGAAACCUAUCUGGAAAUCGACAACCGCCAUACAUGGACAAACCGCUGAUAUUAUGGGCGCAUUCCGCAGAUUCACGACCAACCACAGGAUCCAGUUGUACAACGCUUUUGCCAACUCGGCAAUGUGUGCAAGUGGUAUCACUGUAUUGGACGUCUAUCCCAUCAGCGACUCAUACCCACCUGGAACCAAGGACGGCAUACACUACAAUAACGAAGCUUUCAACCCCGUCAUAGAACUUUUGGAAAGAUACUUUUCCUCGUAGCCUUAAAAUAGCGAUGAUUUGAGAAUUGACUUUUUAGCAAAAUUAAUAAAUCCAUGAAGUUUUGCAUCUGCAAAGGUACAAACUUGUUCCCAUGGCCUUUUCCCUUACCUGGGAAAAGGCCAUGGGAACGAGGUUAGCAUUAGAGAGCUUCUUGAUGAUCGCCAUAUUGCCAUCACCGACAUUACUGUACUUUAUUAUAUCUCUCAGUUAGUACGCGCGCUGUGAUUGGUCAAUUCAGCGGGCCGUAUUUUACUGUACGGCUCACUACAAUUUAAAGCCGUUAUUGUUGCCAAAGUUUUUCGUGAUUUAUCGCCAAGUUCUCUUAACUUUUUCAGCAAGUAAGAGUUUAAAACUUUCUUUUACUUCUGAAAUUGUAUAUUAAAACCUGCUAGCGACGUAAGAG